AUGUCGGGAGAUGCUGAUUCUAGCAAAUCUACUUCGGGUUACUUGGUAACAUUUGCGGGUGGAGCUGUGGCAUGGCAGUCAAGGUUGCAAAAGUGUGUUGCACUAUCUACCACUGAGGCAGAGUUCAUUGCUGCAGUUGAAGCUUGUAAAGAGCUUUUGUGGAUGAAGAACUUCUGUGAAGAGAUCGGUUUCAAGCAAGAAAAGUAUGUGUUGCUUUGUGAUAGUCAAAGCGCUAUUUGUCUCGGGAAGAAUUCUACAUUUCAUUCGAAGUCAAAACACAUUCAGAGGAGGUAUCAUUGGAUACGUGAUGUGGUUGCUUCUAAGGAAGUGGAACUUGAGAAAGUUCAUACGGAUGAUAAUGGAGCUGAUAUGAUGACGAAGUCAUUACCGAGGGGGAAGCUUGAGACUUUACCCUUACAAAAGUCCGACCAUGCAAGACAAAGCUAUGAUUUUUACAAAGAAAGGUUUCAGCCCACAGAUGACUUGCCAUUCAGCUAUGAUGAGAUGAAUCCUAUUGCACUAGAGAUUUAUAAAGGAGAUAGGCUUUCGGUGUUGGAGCAAUGUCACAAAACAAGGAAGAUAUGCAUAUGGGUGAAGCAUUGGCUCAUGCUUACUUCUUGGACCAAAUUGGUGGUCGUGGACAUACCAGAGUUUCCGCUUAUAUAUCCACGUCUUACCCUCCUUUCUACAAAUUAUUAUUUCGACAAAAACAAUAGGCUUGUUAUAACUUGUAAUGAUACUGACAUGAAGGGUCUAUCUAUUAUCAGAGUCAUCAACGACAAGGAAUUCCAAGUAAUUAAAGCUAAUGAAGGGGAAUGUCGUUUCUCUUUUUUAUGCAGCUACGUUCCUAGCUUAGCUAGGGUUCCAGGGUUUUCGAAGCAAGACACAAGUCGGAUUCGCUGGAGAAAACGUAGAUUCAACUAGUUUGGGUAUACAUAUAUUUGUUGUUUCGUGUGAUGAUUCUUUCUGCUUGGGCUAUUAAACUAUGCAUAGCAUAUAUCCUUUCUUUUUAUUUGAAAGUGUCAAAAACAAACCUAAAAUUGCCAAUUUAUUGUUAACCUACUCUAUACGUGGAAUAUGUGAUUUUGUUAACUUUACCUAAUCUGUUUUUCCCUAGAAACAAAAAAUAUUGGCUUAUUAACCUUGAUGCUUAAUUACACAAUCCAUUUCUUAGAAUUAUAAUUACUCUUUUUCCUUCAUAUUUUUCAAGUGCGCUCCUUAAUUUAGAUGCUUCUCAUAUUUUAGAAGUAACAAAUAGUGAAUGCUUUCACACUGGUUUAGGAUUAUUGACAAAUGAUAUGAAAGAGAUAUGAGGUUAGUCUUGAGAAACAAGGCUGGACUUGAGAAAGAGAUAAGAGGUUGGAUUUGAGAAACAAAGCUGAACUUGAGAAACAAGGCUAAGGAGCUGGAUUUUCAGGAACAUAGUGGAGCUGGGCGAAUUUAAACUCACAAGAAGCACCUAACAGUUGGAGAGUAAGGAGACAAGUUGGGUGAAUUAUUUAUAAUAUUAGUCACAUGAUCUACUUAAGGAUGGAAGAAGAAAAGGAAGGCUCCAAGACCGUUGAGGACUUGUCACUAUCCAUCGAUCAAAUUUCUAUUCUUUAUUCUUUUCUUAGUUUAUGAGUUUCAUAUUUUAUUCAUUGUUGUAGCAAGGCAUCUUGCCUUUAAAUCUCUGUAACAUGUUGCACAUUAUGGUUAAGGAAAUAAAUCAUUCUUUACUCUAUCUCUCUUACUCUUGAUUUCUCUUCUCACUCUCUCUCUUGUUCUUCACUUUGUUCUUCAAUAACUUUCAUGGUAUCAGAGCUUUAAGCUCCUGAUUACCUCAAAUACUUCCGCAAGCUUACUCUAUUUCUCUCUGUCUCUUGAUUCUCUGGUUUUAUUUCACAAAUUUCUCUACAGAUUUCUUUUAUCCAGUGGAUAAUAAAUCUGAGUUCUUGAGUGUUCUUGAAUAUUUUCUUCAAAUUUUUUGGUUGUGCUCACUCUGUUAUGUCUCUAAUCUUAUUUCUUGAGAGUUUAUCUUGUUUCUAAGCUUGAGAUCUCUCAGUUCUAGAACUAAUUUUUCUCAAAUCCAGUUUUGAAAUUUCAAAAUAUUCUUGGCGCCAGAUUGAGAGAAAUGGAACAGUACAAAGCAAUUCACAUUCCAGUCACACUCAAGGGACCAGAAAGCUAUAUUACCUGGUCUAGGAUGGCCAGGACAGCCCUUGGAGGUAGAGGUCUUUGGGAGCAUGUCUCUUCAAGUUCAGCUGCAAAGCAAAUCACCCAAGGAGAAGAUGGCAAGGAGGUUGUAGUGGUAGAUGAAGGCAAAUGGGUUCAGGAAGAUCUCAUGGUGCUGUCUACCUUGCAAAGCUACGUAGCGAUGGAGCUCGGUCGCUACGUAGCAACCGAGCGGAAUGGACGUUUGGUCGCUACGUAGCGACUAAGCUUUGGCUCGAACUCGGUCGCUACGUAGCGACCGAGCGGAGCACGUGUUUGGUCACUGUGUAACGAUCCUUCUCGACCACUUGUCCGAUGAUUCGCGUUUCUUCCGCAAACCUUUUCGUAAAGAAGAAUCUAUUUCGAAAAAGUAUUUGUCGAAGAAGUUUUCUACGUUUUUUUUCAAGUUUAUUUAUCCAAGUUUCCUAUUAUUUUAGUGUUUUACAUUUUUUUUCUUUUAACCGUCAUCCAUACUUAUAUAUAUGUAUGUUAAGGUUAUAAACCAUGCGUGCAAUAAAGUUUUUGAAAAAGUAUUUGUUGAAGAAUUUUUCUUCUUUUUUUUCUUCUUCGGGGAUUUGGACGUUAACUUCGUCGCAACCGUUUUUGACCCCAACAUUUUGUUGUCAAAAACUCUUCACCUGUGUUAUCCACACUUCAAGAUUUCUAAAAUCCCAAGAGCGCCGUAUCCAAUUUCUGAUUCUUUAGCUAAGACUGUAAGAGUUUUUCAUAGAGAACUUUGUUUUACCGAUUAUUCUCUUCUGAUCUGGUUACUCAACCGAUCUCAAGUUUGAGCAAUAGAAUAACCGUUUGUUGUAAACAACAAAAUUUAAAAUAUAUUUGACCUAUACCAUUCCGUAGGUCAAAUAUAUCAAUCCGUAACCUACACCUAUCAUGAGGUAAAGUUGUAUGAUAUGUGUGCCCGAUUGUAUCAAUAUAUGUGUAUUUGAUUGUAUGAAUGGUAAAGUUGGAUUAGACUUUUUUUUAGCUAAUUAGACUUGUAUUAUUGAUAUGAUAUAACAAAGGUCCUCGAGCAGGGAGAAAUCGACAAAUCUAGGAUAUACGAUACUCAUUCUGUAUCUAGAUGAAUUGGAAUGUAAAAAAAAACUAUUAAUGCAAACUUUUCAUUACUGUUAUACAAACUAAUAAAUAUACAUGAAACACACAAGACAUCAUGCUAGAGGUGUCCAAUCCGGAUAUCGGUUCUUUUUUCGGUAUUUCAGUUUAUAAAAAAUAUCUACCAUAUUAAAACCAUAGCUACUCUAGUUUGGUUCGGUUUAUAUACCGUCGGUUUUUGGUUUAUUCGGUUUUAUACCAAAAAGUUAUACAUAUUUUUAUCUUUUAUAAUAUUUUAUGAAUUUUACUUUAUAUGAUUAGAUAUCGACUUUAGUAUGACACAAAAAUAUUUUUGUUUUUAAAUACACUAUUUUUAUUCAUUUUUUAAUAUUUAAAAUAAUUAUUAAACAUAUUAAG
Messenger RNA from Brassica napus (rape), 3663 nucleotides. RefSeq lists its product as uncharacterized. The transcript has 2 exons. Lineage: Eukaryota; Viridiplantae; Streptophyta; Magnoliopsida; Brassicales; Brassicaceae. Bases 1 to 924 code for a protein of 307 amino acids. The record is from RefSeq and is a predicted model, not a curated record.